UUGGUGGACAUCUUGAGUGCAUGCCUGCAACACUGACCACGUGACACGUGCAGACAAGAGUUCCCGCCAUAGCUUAAAACAGACGUAUAAACCGUUUUUAAUGUAUAUGGUAUAAACUUGCUAGGUAGCUAGCUAGCUUAGCAUAUUGAAGAAUAAAACACUGAACCUAGAGAUGAAGAAGUUUACAGCAGUAAAUCUGGACAAGCUUAUUGAUGAUUUCACUCAUCUGGAACAGAAAAUUACAGAGCUCAAGGGUAAAAACAACAUAUUGGAGAUCAAGUUGGAUGAGACCAACAGAGUUCUGAAAUUUUCACAGACCAAAGAGAAGUGCUUGACUGAGGAGCGAGAUGGGAUGUUGGGGACAGUGAACGGACUCCAGCAGACUCUACAGCAGCAGUGUGACCUCAGAGUGGAGAAUGAAAAGUUGAAAAGCACUGUGUCAGAUCUGAAAAGGCAGAGUGAGAGGACAGUAGAGGAGCGGGAAGCUGAGGUUCAGAGGCUGGUGGCAGAGAUGAGAGCUGUGGUAGAGAGACACCAGAAGGAGCUGGAGUCUUUGAGAGAGCAGUGCAGGAGAGGGGUGGAGGGCACUCACAGAGAAACACAGAGCAAACUUGAGGCUAAAGAUGCAGAGCUGAAAGAGGCCAUGGAGAGAAAGGAGUCAGAUAUGGGGGAGAUGAGAAGGAUAAUGAGGGACCAGGAGAGAGAGAGGCAAAGUGAAAUAUUAAAGUUACAAAUGGAGUUUGGUGCUAAGCUUGCCAGGGUGCAGAGUACCACACAGAGGAUCCAGCAGCAGCCCCAGGGCUCAGGUCUUCUACCUCAGAACAUCUUCAAACGGAAGUUCCAGUUCCUUCAGGAGGAGAAGAACAGAGAGGUCGAGGCCCUGCGCCAGAGAAUCAAGGAAUUGGAGAAGCAGCACGCCAGCGGAUUCAGUGACUCCCGUCUAAAGAGAAAGAAGAUUUAGCAUGUUUAAAAUAUGCAGGAGAAAAAUUCAUCUACAAUAGUGCCUUUAUAGACGUCUGGCCGCCCCAUGCACCAGCCAUCCCCAGAGAGUGAGAAGAAACAAACUGUUCCUUUACUUAAGAUACCUGGAAGACUGCCCCAUUUAAAGAAUUAAGACGCUGUGUACCCUCCAGGCCCAGGCAAUGUCAAUUAAUGUGUCUUUAUUGACCUCAUUCAUUUGCAUCUCUAAACAGUAGUUGAGUCGUUCUACGAAAUGAGUGCCUUUUGAUAGUUUAAAUAGCAAUUGUGCACCAAUAUUGAAUUUUAAAAGCCUGUUAUAUUAA
Messenger RNA from Coregonus clupeaformis (lake whitefish), 1283 nucleotides. Its product is annotated as coiled-coil domain-containing protein 152. Bases 173 to 961 code for a protein of 262 amino acids. NCBI's taxonomy places the organism in Eukaryota, Metazoa, Chordata, Actinopteri, Salmoniformes, Salmonidae. The record is from RefSeq and is a predicted model, not a curated record. The transcript is spliced from 9 exons.